This is a messenger RNA of Choloepus didactylus (southern two-toed sloth), 1018 nucleotides long. RefSeq names its product zinc finger protein 260-like. The coding region runs from base 16 to 894 and encodes 292 amino acids. Gene Ontology annotation, molecular function: RNA polymerase II cis-regulatory region sequence-specific DNA binding; DNA-binding transcription factor activity, RNA polymerase II-specific. Gene Ontology annotation, biological process: regulation of transcription by RNA polymerase II. Lineage: Eukaryota; Metazoa; Chordata; Mammalia; Pilosa; Megalonychidae. The transcript has a single exon. The record is from RefSeq and is a predicted model, not a curated record.
AAAGUUUUAAUUCAAAUGUCAAAUCUUAGACACAAGAGAUUUCAUACUGGAAAGAAACCCUAUGCAUGUAAGAAAUGUGAAAAAGCCUUUAGUCACAAACCACAUCUCACAGAACAUGAGAAAACUCACAGUGGACAGAAAGACUAUGAAUGUAAAGAAUGUGGAAAAGCCUUCAGCCAAAAGCAAUACCUCAUUAAACAUCAGAACAUUCAUACUGGAGUAAAACCCUAUAUAUGCAAGGAAUGUGGGAAAGCCUUCAACCAGAAGGAAAACCUCAUUACCCAUCAGAGAAUCCAUACUGGAGAGAAACCUUUUGAAUGUGGUGGAUGUGGGAAAGCUUUCAUUCAGAAAUCAAGCCUCAUUACAUGCCAGAGAAGACAUACUGGAGAGAAACCCUUCAUAUGUAAGGAAUGUGGGAAAGCCUUCAGUGGCAAAUCAAAUCUCACUGAACAUGAGAAGAUUCAUAUUGGAGAGAAACCUUAUAAAUGUAAUGACUGUGGAACAGCCUUCAGCCAGAGGCAGUAUCUCAUUAAACAUUACAACAUUCAUACUGGAGAGAAACCCUAUGAAUGUAGUAAGUGUGGAAAAGCCUUUUCACAAAUCACAUCACUUAUUAUACAUGUGAGAAUUCAUACAGGUGAUAAACCUUAUGAGCGUAAGGUAUGUGGGAAAGAAUUCUCUCAAAGUUCAUCUCUUACUGUGCAUGUUAGAAGUCAUACAGGUGAGAAACCUUAUGGUUGUGAUGAUUGUGGAAAAGCCUUUUCUCAGUUCUCAACUCUUGCUUUACAUGCGAGAAUCCAUACAGGUGAGAAGCCUUACCAGUGUAGUGUAUGUGGAAAAGCUUUUAGCCAGAAAUCACACCACAUUAGACAUCAGAGAAUUCAUACUCAUUAAAAAUGGUAUGAAUUCCUGGAAGAAGGACUUCAGCAGAUUCAUAGCACAUUAGAAAAUUCAUUCUAAAACAAAAUGCCAUGAAUGUAGGAAAGCCUUAAAAAAGAAACCCAGUACUUAUACCCAA